Molecule: messenger RNA, 13524 nt
Organism: Thamnophis elegans (Western terrestrial garter snake)
Lineage: Eukaryota; Metazoa; Chordata; Lepidosauria; Squamata; Natricidae
Gene: FOXP4
Product: forkhead box P4
Exons: 17
Coding region: 3297-5312 (671 amino acids)
Biological process (GO): regulation of transcription by RNA polymerase II
Cellular component (GO): nucleus
Molecular function (GO): RNA polymerase II cis-regulatory region sequence-specific DNA binding; DNA-binding transcription repressor activity, RNA polymerase II-specific
Source: RefSeq, a predicted model, not a curated record
CAUCCAGGUUGGUUCCUAUUAACUUCAUAGAUAUGUUGAUAUUGUUUUCUUGGCCAAAAUAUAGAAAUGGAUUGCCUCUGCCUUAUUUCAAGUAUUUUCAUCUUUACUUGCUUUCCUAUCCAUGUAUUAACUAAGCCUGAGCCUGCUUAGCUUCAAAAUCCAGGCUCAGUCAGUUAUGUGCUGCCACCUUCUGAAAUGCCACAUUGCGGGCAUGACAAGGUUCCAGCCCCCCCUCCCUAUUUUGAUUUUAAAACAUAAGUUUAGCUAAUGCCUACAUUGGAUGCAUUAAGAAAAUGCCAUCCCCAUCUCAUAACAAUCUUUGUAAUUCUCUCAAUUAUAUCCAUUUUUGUCUGUAAAAGAUGCUUUGAAUGAUCUAUGCUCGUACAUGAGUCAUGUCGAUAUUUUGCAUAGAGAGUGAAAGACAAUAAUUUUUAACUGAAUUUAUUUUGUAGACUUCCUUGAAUUUAUUACUAUAUUGUAAAUGCAAGAAAUGCAUUAAAAGAACAAGACUUGAUACUAUUGAUGAUUCUACGGCUUUCCUUUCCCUUCCUUGAAUCCUAUGCUAAACCAGUAAUGAAUGGCUAUUAGAACUGAUGAUAACUUGAUUGUCUUUCAUGUGGAUCUGUCCAUUACAUAUAUCCUCAUUCAAGUAUAGCCUUAGAUCUAGUCAUAGGAAAUGUAAAGAACAGUGCGUUUUGUUGUAAAAUACACCUGAAUUGCAACAAGUUAUCCCUUGGAAGAUAUACUCUUCCCAGUAUAAGAGAUAAUAAGGGAAUUCUCUGAAUAUUCAUCUAAAUGAAUGUUAUAAAAAAGAGAAGAAUUUCAAAUAAAACAUCUAUUUAAAAAAAACUGAUGGAAAGGAACAAAACAGCUUAGUAGAAAUAUAUAAAGUAAAAGAAGUUAAAACGUAUAUAAAUCUUAAGACAAUAUUCGUCAGGUUCACUGCUAGGUAAAGGAAAAUGAUAGAACAAGUUUUCUUUCUGACAAUUGGAUUUAGACCAUGGAGGUCGUUUCUUCUGAACUCCGUAUAGGAUUAUGCGACAUGUAGAGUUAACACAUGAUACUAAAAUUCAAGUUUGGUUUGCAUUUUGUUUUCAAAAUGUUUGCUAUCUUUUUUGAUAACUUUGUAACUUCUGUGUUCCAAGAUUAUUUAUUUGAUUUCAUCUCAUUCUUUAUCCAGCAAAAUAUUGUUAACCUAGAAAUGUAUAUUUUCCCUAAAACCAAGUCAUGGUAACAUUCUGUCCUUGAAUUCCCUGGGACAAGUAUGUCAUUCUGUGUCACUUUGUGUGUAUUUGAUAGUGUGAGGGGCUACAGGAGGGAAUCGACAACUCCACAUGGGAAUUAAUGUCAUUCACACAUCCUGUGGAAAUGACUUUUGAAAUGCAUAUAAUCUCAAACAUGCAAAUGAGAAGCUUGUUUCACCCUGUUUAAUAUGAAUGAUAGCUUCUGAAUAGCUAUUAUUACAUGCCACAUUUCAGCAAUUAUGUUGUUCCCAGUUUGUCGGUCUAUCGUGCCAAAAAAGCAAAAGCAAAAUCCACACACAGUAAAGAAAAAGGUAGUUUAAAAAAAAACCCACCCUCUUCUUCUGUCCCUUUUGCUUUCAAACUUGCUGACUAGUUGUCUGAUCAGUUCCAAGUCUGGGCUUUGUGCUUCAUUUGAUCUAGAAAGUAGCAGUCUUGAAGGAAGAAUGAGUACAGUUUUCUUUAUAGAGGAAGAAAGUGAAAAAUCCCAGUGUGUCAGUUUGUUUGCUUUUCAUUACCAUUAGUUUGAUUCUAGUUUUCUGAAUGUAAUUACAAUAGCAGAAAUUACUCAUUGAUUAUCACUCAAAAUUGGUGAUAAUCAAUUUAAAGCAAUUGGCAUUUCCUCCUCAGAAGAUAUUACCUUGCUGAGUAAUGAAAUGUUUGCAACAAAACAAACAAGCUCAGAGAGCACUGAGGACCCUACAAUUCAGCCCUGAGCUAUAAAUUUUCAAUCUCCUCCUUAAAUUUCAAUUUCCUAGAUUACUGAAAUACUUUGGAUACAUAUUUGCUUUUAUUUUGUAGAUGAACAAUUCAUUUUAGUAGUGGCAGAGGAAAUACUGAUCAUGAUUAGAAUACACCUUCAAGUUUCAACCUCAGAACAUAAACAGUAGCCCAGCUAUAACUAUUGGAGCUCUCUUCUCUUCCAGCCUUCAUAUAUUAAAGGCAUACUGGUACCAGCUGCUGGGAAUAUCCAGAGACAAUUCUUAUGACAGAUAAGUGUUUCUGGCAAUUUACUCAGCAAGUAACCAUUUUAGAUUCUUGUUCAUCUCAUGAUAUUGACUGCGGUUUGAGCUGAGGGCAAAGCUCCGCACAGAUUACUUUCAAAAUUAUUAGUCUGAAUAUCCGGGACAAAUAAAAGUAAAAUUUCCAAAAUCUGUGCUGUAUUUUGCAUUUGAGGUAUUUUUGCUUUGCUGAGAGAAGAGAGGGAGUAAUGUUAAAUUGUUAUUGUCUAACCAUCUAGGAAAACUUUAUCUUUAUCUUUCCUAAAAUCAUGCAUUCAAACCGAGAAGUGUAUUGUCCCAUCCCAAGCAGUGGAAAAUAGCAAGACCUUAUUCAUGUUGCAAUAAUGAAGAUUGUUGUCUGUGUACAGAGCUAAGUGAGACAAGGAAUUGAUGAUUGGGAAUUGAUGUUAUUCUCAUUUUGCAUGGGGUGCUUCUUGCAUCAUGAGGGCAAGCAAGUUUGCUUUUUGUUUCCCUUCAUUGUAAUCCCUAAUGUAGUUGAGAGGAAGGACUGAAAGAUAGAUGUAGGAAUGCCUCCAUUCCUCCCACUCCUUCCUUGUUUUUAACAGUUGCAAUGGACAUUAUCAUUUUACAGUUUAAAAGUGUUUAAUUGGAAAAUACAUAAAACCUUAUUGACAUUAUUUAAUGUUGAAAAUUAAAAUUGGAAGGUAUUCUGAACCUUCCUAUAAAGGGUGGGAGUAGAAUUACUCUCUGUUACUAUAUCGGAUAAUUCAACUAUGACUGUCUUUCCUAAUAAUGAACUCACAUGGUGUCUGUGGUUUUGAAGAAGUGAGUAAUCUUUCCCACUGUUGGCCUCUUUAUGCUGUUUAUGUAGUUUUGCAAUUUUUGAAUAGAAAGGUUUUGAGAGCUAGUGUGGUAUAAUGGUCAAAUGCUGGACUGGGACUGGAAGGAUCCAGACUCAAGUUUGCUUUCAGCCAUGGAAACUCUCUAGUGAGUUUGGACUUGUCACAAUUCUCUCAGCACUGCCCACUGAAUAUAAUGGAUACUUGAGGACAGAGGAAUUGGAACAGAGAAUGCUGAGUGCUGCUAGCAAGUCAUGAUGGUUGAAUCAGCCUCAGAGACCAUACGUUCUACUCCCUCCGGUCAAAAUGGUGUCAGCAGCCUAAACAAUCCAAAUGAUGGAGGAGGAGGAGGUGGCGGUGGUGGUGGAGGAGGAUGUGGAAGAGAGGGAGGAGCCAGUGGAGAAACCAAUGGAGAAAUGAGCCCAGUAGAACUCCUCCAUUUUCAGCAGCAGCAGGCUCUUCAAGUGGCAAGGCAAUUCCUUCUGCAGCAGGCAACGGGGCUGACUUCUCCUACCAGCAAUGAAAAUAAGCAGCCGGCUGUUCAGGUUCCAGUGUCUGUGGCUAUGAUGUCUCCUCAGAUGAUCACACCACAGCAGAUGCAACAGAUUCUGUCUCCACCCCAGCUUCAAGCCCUGCUGCAGCAGCAACAAGCAAUUAUGCUGCAACAGCUUCAGGAAUACUACAAGAAGCAACAGGAACAGCUUCACCUACAGCUUCUGACUCAGCAACAAGCUGGAAAGCAGCAAGCCAAAGAGCAGCCAUUAGGGAAUAAGCAGCUGGCAUUCCAACAACAGCUCCUGCAGAUGCAGCAGCUGCAGCAGCAGCACCUGUUAAACCUCCAGCGACAAGGGUUGGUCAGUUUACAGCCAGGACAAGGCACCGUUCCUCUGCAGACCCUGCCACAAGCUGUAUGUCCCUCAGACCUUCAGCAGCUGUGGAAAGAGGUUACUGCUACUCAACCUGUAGAAGAAAGCAUCAAGCAAGAGGGACUUGACCUCAGCACCAACACCUCAAAUUCUACCUCGUUUUCGGCUGCCAAGGUCUCUCCUCCAAUUUCCCAUCACCCUCUCCCCAAUGGACAGAACGCCAUGCUCGCACAAAGGAGGGACAGCUCUUCUCAUGAGGAGACUCCUGGCUCACAUCCCCUGUAUGGACAUGGGGAGUGCAAAUGGCCUGGAUGUGAAACCCUCUGCGAGGACUUGGGACAGUUUAUCAAACACCUCAACACAGAACAUGCACUUGAUGACCGGAGUACGGCUCAGUGUCGAGUUCAAAUGCAAGUGGUACAGCAGCUGGAAAUACAGCUAGCUAAAGAAAGUGAACGUCUCCAGGCAAUGAUGGCCCAUCUGCAUAUGAGACCUUCAGAGCCAAAACCCUUCAGUCAGCCUCUGAAUCUGGUUUCCAGCGCUACAAUGUCCAAAAGCACUUCUGAUACCUUUCCUGAUGGAUUACCUCAUCCCCCCACCUCUGCAACUGCACCCAUUACUCCAUUGCGACAGGGUCCUUCUGUUAUCAGCUCCUCCACUUUACAUAAUGUAGGGCCUAUUCGCAGGAGAAACUCUGAGAAGUUCUGCACUCCAAUUUCCUCAGAACUUGCACAGAAUCAUGAAUUUUACAAAAAUGCAGAUGUCCGCCCUCCCUUCACAUAUGCCUCACUUAUCAGACAGGCUAUCCUUGAGACACCUGACAGGCAGCUAACAUUGAAUGAAAUCUACAAUUGGUUCACACGGAUGUUUGCCUACUUCAGGAGAAAUACAGCUACAUGGAAGAAUGCUGUACGCCACAACCUGAGCCUGCAUAAGUGCUUUGUGCGUGUGGAAAAUGUCAAGGGAGCAGUGUGGACAGUAGAUGAACAUGAGUACCAAAAGAGAAGGCCACCAAAGAUGACCGGGAGUCCAACUUUAGUGAAAAACAUGAUUUCUGGCCUUAGUUAUGGAGCACUUAAUGCCAGCUACCAGGCAGCUCUGGCUGAGAGCAACUUUCCUCUUCUGAAUAGUCCCACCAUGAUCAACACAAGCUCAACUAGUGGCAUGCUGCACAUAGGCCAUGAUGAUGUGAGCAGCACUGUAGAACAAGUCAACAGCAACGGCAGCAAUAGCCCCCGGCUUUCACCACAGCAGUACAACCAUCAAGUUCAUGUGAAGGAAGAACCAGCUGAGACAGAAGAUGACAGCAGACCUGUUUCUCUCAUGGCAACUACCAAUCAGAAUGUGACGAUUCCUGAUGACAGAGACCUAGAGGAGGAACUGCCAGUGGAAGACUUGUCUUAAGGGUCCUGCAUCUUCAUAUAGGGCCCAUCAUUUCCCAGAGACAAAGCAAUGGCUCCCACCUUCUCAAGGUGACCUUCAGCAUUACUUAGUUAAGGCACUUCUACAAAGCAAAAGGCUUUCCAUGAGCCUACCCACUGCUGAAGGCACACACUUUUUCCCCCUUUUUACAUCCCAAUGACUCUUAAAAGACAUUCACAGAGGGGAUGUGAAAACAAAAACAAAAAACGGAGUUGAGCUUUUUCCUUUUCUUAUUUUUUUUUAAAUUUUGUAAUUGGUAAACGAGGAUGGUAGGUUGUUUCUGUCCGAAGACUUCUUUGCUGCCUCCCCUCCCCAUACCCCCAUCUCAUGGGGAUAAAAAAACAAGCUGUCUUGUAUUGUCUGCUCUGUGUUUUGUCAUUUUCAACCCAUAUGCCUGGUUUCCACAAAUCAAGAUUUUGGAAGCAUCCAGUACAUUAAGGGGCAAUAUCAAAGCCAAAGGCUUCAGUGAAUGUCCCUUAUUUUCCCAUGGAAAUUUUCAUUAGUUUGCCAGUAAUCCCACUGAGAACUUUGCACUAGGAGGAAUCUAUUCUCACUUUUUCUUACUUUCACACAUGCACUGUCCCCAUUUCUCACACACAUACAUCCUUGCCACUGUAACACCACUUCAGAGUACUGGAAUAGCAAUGGAAGCAAGACCUCUGCCAAGGUCCUAAUGUUGCAAUUUAUGUUCAUUUUCUGACUGGGCAAAAAAUGAAAAACUGACUUUACUUUAUUAAAUACAUUAUAGGAUAGCAAGGGGUUACUGCCACACAUAAAACCACUUGGUUAUUCUUUUUUCCAUCCUGUGUUUGCGUCUUUCCAAAUUCAAGAAGCAUUCUUCUAUCACCAGUCAUGAUUGACAGCCAGUCUUCAACUCACAAAGCUUUAUUCUGCACAAAAUCCAGGAAUGAAUGUCCAUUCCCUGCCAUCACAUAAUUUUAAAUAACUUUCAGAAACCUUUACUGUAUAUGGGCAGCCAGCAGCCAAGAUAAUGGGGCCCAGCUUGAGACAAAAUCAGGGAGAGACUUCUGCAAGAUGAAUCUUUUGCUUGCUUCUAUCAGCUGCCAUCCUGUUUUUUCCAUUCCAGCAAAUACUGAAGCCAGAAAGCAUGACUCCUUGAUCGUUUAUCAAUGGGAAGUUUUAACAGAUGUAAAUACAGCUGAUUUGGCAAAGCCACCAACAUCUCAAGCAUUUGGGAUAGGAAAGGGGGGGUUAAGCUGAAAUUUAUGGCUGUAGAGAACAGACCAAAACUGGGUUGACCAAACAGAAUUCAAAGCAAUAUACCUGUAUAAAUGUAAAAUAAGUAAUUCUCCACCUUUGUGACCAACCAGACAAAGCUACAAAGAAGCACAGAGUUUCCUCAAACAUUCUCUAGUAGAAAUAUAUUGUAUCCCACAACUCUUGUGCUACUCAUUAGUUCUUAGCUGUAAGCCAAUGUGGGUGGGUGGGGGGAGAUGCUUCAAAACUAAUAACAAGAAUUAAAUGUGUCAGAUGAAUAGUGUUGACCCAGACUUGUCCCCAUACUUGAUUCUAUCAACUCAUUGUCUGCUGCCUCAUAUCAGAAUUUUUUUUAAAAAAACUAAAGAGCAUUUCGUGUGACAGAAAACAUCAGGUUUCCAAAAGCUACUUUGCUAUUGCCCCCAUGAAAGGACAACCCAAAUGCUUCUCCUUGAUUACUGAGACUUUGACAGUUGCUGAUUGAGAAACUGGUUUGCUUUCUGUGUGAUCAGAAAUCCAAUAUCUCAAGGAAGAUGGAUACUAAUGUUUCUAAGGAAGCCUUUCUACAACAGAUCAACACAUGCUUCCCUUUCCCAUCAGGAAAUCUCUGAAAUUUAUUUUCAGGCCAAAUUGGUAUAUAGGAGUUUCUCCCAUUAUUUUGGAGACAAGCUGAUCCAGGCAAUUUGAUGUUUUCUGAAAAGACAGCUGUUUCUAUUCUAUAUUCUGUAGCCCAUGAAGAAAAUAAAUCAUCAUAGCUAUGUUUGAAUAGUCACAUUGAACAUUGAUAAUUAUGUUAAAUGACCUCCCCAAACUAAGAUAGUCAAGAAUACUUUGUCAGCAUAUUUCUGAUUAAUUUAGGAUUCCUUUCUACUCUUCUGAUUUUCAUCGUUAAAUAAUGCUUUUCCAUUGCUCCAAAUACUAUGCCGCUCAUGGCAGUUGGUAAUAUGUAACAUAAGUGUUUUUGACUUAGGAGGGGAAGGGAGAAGAGGGGUAUUGCAUUUUCCUUAUAUGCAGAAUUGCUCCAUUUGUCUCAAAUACAGUACAUUCUUAGUGCCCUUUUCAGCAGCUGGCUAACUGUGGUAACAGACUGUCUUUAAAAAAAAUGCUCUUAACUCACAAGAUUAUAAUAAAUCAAGUAGCACUUGAGCCUUUUUACCUACCACAAAAAAGGACAUUAUUUCUGAAUUGCCACAAAUUUCUGUUUGUACAAGAUUGGUAUCAAAUUUCUUAGCCCAAAUCAAAUUCAUUCUCUUUUUUUUAAAAAAAAGAUGGAGGAUUAUUCUGAGGAUUAUUCUAUCCAAUAACUCUAAAACACUGGGUAAUUUCUAUUUACUCAGUUUUACAAAUAUAUCCAUUUCCUGGAUAGGGCAAGUCAUACUAGCAUUUAAAAAAAGGAAAGGAAUGGUAGCUAGCUGAUCUUGGCCAGUCUCCAUAUUUUUUUCAUGGAUGGAAGCAAAGGCUUGACUUCAAAUCUCAGACUUGGUAAAAUUUGAAAAUGUUGUAUCUAAUUUUUGGCAUUAUCCAUCUAACAAGCAAGUUUAUAUACUUCCUUUCUAAAAUUACCCUAUUCCAAGAUUCUCAAUUUACUAAAUAAUGUGUCAAAAUAAUCCAAACUGAUUUUGAAUCUAGGUAAAAUCAAGAACACCAGCAAUGAAAAAAAAAUCCAUAUCUGAAUUUUGACUGCAAGAAAUUCCACAAUCUUUACUUCAGAAAAUUUGUCAGGAUUUGAUUUCCGGAGCCUACAGUAGAAGGCUCUACCGAACAUGCAUUUUCUCCUACUUUGUUUCCUACUGUUUCUAACAGGCAAGCAAAAUUGUAAAGUUUGUCAUUUAGAUAAAAUUAGCUAAUUGCUCUGAUUUGAAAGGGGCUGUACAAUUAAGGGAACAAAGAGGAACAGCCUCUAAGCUGCAGAAAACUGGAGAUGAUCGUGUUUAUGGGGUGUGAAUCAAAGUACAAUAGCUUGUUUGAACCUCUUUAGAGAACCAUCAACAAGUGGCUUGCUCUUCAAGGAUCACAAAGACAGGCAAUAUAGGAUUGCAGGCAGUAAGAAUACCUCAACACUUAUUAUCCAUCUCCUGGCUCCCCGCUUUACUCCAGAAGCAGCUCGAGAAAACCUAUCUAUCCUCCUUUUAUUAAGAACACACCACACCUCAUUUUCUUCCUGGGACCAUAUUUAAAUGUCUCCCUGGUGUCCUCUAUAGAAUGCUUUGCAAUUGGCUUAACCAUUUACCAAAGACCUUGCUUAGACAAGAAGCAUAAACCAAAACACUUAAUAUUUUUGUUUUUGUGGUGCUUUAUUCUGACUUAUCCUAACUUUUGGCAUCAGCCAAAAAGGAAAAAAAAUUGCAAAGAUCCUGCAUCCCCUUAGCCCUUUUGUCACUUUCUUUUGAUUUUAAGUUAUUAUUUAAAUCAAAGUUUACAGGUGCUGUUUUGUACAUUUCUAAUGAAGUUGUAUCGGGAGCAUGGAUUGCUGCUUUGUGUUUGAAGUUUCUUGAACCAAGGGUACGCUGUGAAGCCUAGGGUGGUUUGGCAUUCCAUGGGUCUCUUCUGAACCUACUUCCAUCUUGCUGCUGGUGGUUUCUUUUCUUUUUUUUCUUUUUAUAGGUCAGAACUGUCUUUAUUUCAUGUUAACUUUUCAGCUGUUUUUUAUACACAUUGAAAUUUCUCUCUCUUGUUGUUAGCAUUUUUUCUUCUUAAUUUUCAAAGGGUUAAUUGCCCUAACCCCUUCCCCUUCUCUUCCCAAAACUGGUAUUAUCUUUGAAGCACUGUUGGGUAACUUAUGUUUUUGAAAUACAGCAGAUUCCUUGUAACGUCUCAAACUUUGGACUGUUGAUCUACAAAUUGCACUCUGAAUUAGAAAAUUCUAAACAUAAAAUAAUGUUGCAGGAGUUGCUGAAGUCACAUCCUGUAAUUGUUUCCCAUAAAUAAAACCUCCUAGUUUAUAGUAAAGUCAUGCAUCAGGAAAACAAAUUAUGCAUAGUUUAUUCCUAAAUGUAUGCAAGUUUUCUUUUCAUUGAUUUUUUUUAAACUUUGGGUUGCAUUAAAAAAAAAAAAAACAGAUUCUUGCAGCCUAAAAUGAUAAAUUCUGGAAUGUGUAAUGUUUAGUCUCUGUGCGUGCACUGAGGUGCUUUUUUGAACUUUGUUUGAUAUCACAAUUUGUAGUGCUCCAUUGUGUCAAAUUGCUUUGCAAACAGUUUUAGAACUAAAUGGCUAUACCACGGUGCUGUUGUAUUUUGUCCUUGGCUCCCUUUUCUGUCAAUCCUAGUAUUACAGCUGCAUUAUUAUAAGUUUGAUCUUUUCAAAGUUGCCACCAUCCUGAUUCACUGAUCUCGGUUUUUUGUCUUGCCUGGUCCUGGUACAAUAUCAACCGUUUGUUGGACAUCUGCAGCUGGACCUGAGAUGCCCAGGAUAUACGUUUUCUGCCAGUAUUAAAGUGAUGUUUGUUGGUACUGUAUAGUCAAGAGCUAAACUGUAAUCAUCCUAACAUUGAGAAGAGAUUCGCUUUAGAAAUAUAAGUGUCUGUUCAAAUUAAAACUUUUGCCUUGCUGUUUGGGUUUGUUCAUCCUUACCCAUUUAAAAAGAGAGGCGCAAGAAAAAGAAAGCAUGAUAGAUACACUGAUGCUAAUAAAUGAAUUAUCCAAUGUAAACUGAGAGCUAAUUAGUACUCGAUUAUAGACCUAGGAUGCGCUUCAGAUUUCAAGGAGAAAAGGUCCUUUGGUGCAUGUAGGGGAGCUAAAGUAGCAUCUUGUUAAUAUGGCAAAAUAUUUUGAAUUUAAGGCAUUCCAAGCAGGCGACACACCCACCCUUACUAGCUUCAAAGCAUAUUUUUACCUUCAAAUCCAAACCAUUGCAAAGCCUAACUUGGCUGUUGUUGCAGUGUUGCACAAUAUGUAUUUAGCAGAUUCCAAAAUUAAAAGUUUUCCAAUACUAUCUCAUUUGGGGUAACAGAAUGGAGAAAGGUCAUCUGGGGCUACAGAACUGAGCAAAAGUUAUUGCCAGGCAGAAAGUUAAUCUUUAAGCAUUUUCAACCAUAUACUAGACAGUCAUUGGGCAGAGUUUCCCCCCAAUGCAUAGUCAAGCAAUAUGCUACUCUUGCUGUUCCAAAGAAACAGUCCAAGAAACAAUUGGAUAAUUCUUUGGUGAAUAUCUGUAAUUUAGGUUGACUUUCUGAACCUGGAUGCUGCUCUAGAAGCAUCCCUAACCUCUGUUGUUACUAUACUGGUAGCCUUCCAUAGUUUAUUUUUUCUUGAGAAUCUUGAAAAAGUUGGGGAUGUUUCCCUUUCAUCCUAUCCAUAAUUCAUUAGGCAUUUACUAUCUCUCAGGGGAAAUGAUUUCAGCCCUUCACUGCUGCACAAAGACAAACAAUGCAGCCUCUAGAAUCCAGUUUUGCCCAAAAUGGAGCAGCUCCAGAAUGUAUUUCGUGGCUAAAAAAAUCCUGCCAGUUUCAGCUCUUUCCUGCCUUCAUGUGACAGUAUUAAUAUAUGUGUGUAUCCUCAGAGGAUAGCUUUAAACCUAGCUCUCACAGGAUCUGUCUGUGCUUAACUAUGUCAGAUCAGCCUACAAGCGGGAAGGAAGUCAUGUGACUAAACUGUCAUCUCAUAGCAACUUUCUUCCAUGUAGAAUUUUAAAAAAAAUAAUAAAUGGAAAAUUUAGCCACAUGAUCUGCUACUUGAAGCCUGAAGUGGUACAACUCAAAGACAGGUUUAUUCAUUGAGAAAUAAUUGUUUCUUUGAAACAAUUGAAGGAAAAUGUUUUAGGUCUUGGAUGCUGUGACAAUAUUAAGUUCCUCAAACAAGUGGCCCUUUUCUUCCGUUGCUUUCCCCAUCUGCUUUUGAAGUGGAUGAGCUUUAAAAUAUUGGGUGUGCUUUCUUCAAAUGUCUGCCUUAUGUGAUGAAGCUAGGCUUCUGUAACCAACUUGUCAAUAUGAGAGGUGGAUAAAUAACUUUUACUGUUAGAUUGGCUUAGAAUCUAGGCCUGGCCCUUAAGGGAACCAGCACAUAUCUAAGAAUUGGAAAGUAAGAAAUGAGGCUUUGGAAUCAUGGAUUUUUAUUCAAAAUUGUGCCUGACUUAAAGCAAAAUUAUUGUAUCACCAUAGUUCUUAGGGUUGUUUUUAUUUUAUUUUGUUUAUUUUUUUUUGCUGAUUCUGGCAUUCCCAACAAAGAUUACUUAGAACUGUAAUUUCAUUUAUUCAAUGUUGUCAAACUGUCCCAAUAGGGGGAGGGGGGAUUGCAAAACAUUUUUUUACAAGUCAACAAUGAAAUAAAUUGAGAAGCAGAUCCUAAAUCUAUUAAAUUUCAAUUAAAAACUGUCUGCUGAUUACACUUGCAAUUAAUGAGGACUUGCAUUAUAUUUACCGGUAUUUCUCUUGAGAGCUUUGAGAAGCCUACAGGACUUUAAAUGUAUUUUUCUAAUCCUGAUAUAUCUCUUUAAAGUAUACUGAAGAAAGAAUGUAAUUCAGUAUCACUGAAUAAAUAUGCUAUUCCCUAAGAUCUUCAGUUUGGGGUGAUUUUGUCCCCCAACAACUUGGAAAUUGGAAGUUUCUCCCAAAUUGAACUGCUAAAGCUUUAGUUCCCAACAUCUGACAUCGCUGAUACUGUUUUGUUUAAGUGUACCACAUUUGGCCCCCUUUUUUCCUAAUUAUGACUUUGAGCAUUUGUGUCCUGAAUUUGAUUGCAUAUCACCUAUAUCACCAUUAAAUAGAGUGAGCAAAUCACAAGCAAAUGAUGACCAGUUGGUUCUGCCCUGGUUCUUUGGUUAGUAUUUGUUCUGUUAUAAUAGCAUAAAUUCAGAUAAACAUAAAAAAUAAUAAAUGGCACCUAAGGAAUCCAGGGCAAGGGUGGGUGAGAAAGAAUGUUUACUCUGUAUUAAAAGCCUAUUUAAAUUUUAGCAAUAAAAUCUGUCCUCCUGGCUUCCUUCCUAGCAAAAUCAAGCAGUUAAAGAGAAGGAUAUGCCUAUUUGAGUAAGCACAUUGAGGAGGUACUAAAGCCAUUAUUUCAUCUGCAAGAGUCUCUUUUAACAUUUACAAUCUCAUUGGUCCUUCACUUAGAUUAUAUUUCUCCUAUAAGGGUUUAUUGGAUUAUUUCUAAUUCUAUUUUUUUGGUCUGUGUAUGUGUGUGUGUGAUCAGCAAAUUCACCUCACUUUUUCACUUGAAUGAUGUAUAUGCAAAUAUACAUGAACCCAGUAAGAAAUAAUCAGUGGCAUAUAUGUAACUGCUUCUACUUUAUCAAAUAUGCCCAUGUAUUAUUAUUCCAUAUUCCAAUACUAUUCUUCCAUUCAUCGUAUGGAAGAAUAAUAUUUAAAAUUUUGUGCUGGAGGCCUCAAACGUUUGGGAUUUUAUUUUCCUCAUACCUAAUUCCUGAUUGCUGAAGCAACCCACUGGUGUGAGCCUUGAGGAGCACCCUUUCUUUGGCUACUGCUACCAGUGGCAUUCUUCCCAGACUCUUGACUACAUUAGGUACAUCUAUUUUUGCACAUUUAUGUCCACCAAAUUAUUUCAUUCAAAACUGCAUAUAGUACUUAUUUGGGGGAAUUUCUUUUUUGUCUUUAAAAAAAUAUUUUAUUUUUUGUUGUUACCUCAAAAUUGCUUUUAAAGGGGUAGUGUAGGAAAGACCAAACACAAUUUGUGGCAGGAUAGUAUAUGUAUAUAUUGAUAUAUAUGCUGGUUGAAAACCUACUAAAAUUAGACUAUUGUCUGUUUAACUAUCCUGUGAUGAGACUAAUGCAGGGAAUACUUAGGAAGGGUUUUUUUUUUCCUUGUUCUGGAAUUUAGGAAGCCAUUCUUGUAUUUCUCUUUGACUUGACUUGGAUGCUGUUCCAGUUCCUUAUGUUGUUUUUAGCUUGUUUUCUCUCUUAAACUAGUCAGUAGAAAUAGUGGGAGGAGAUAGAUGGUUGCUGAAAAGAAACUGGGAUAAUGAUAUAAUUUCCUUUCCCUCAGUGGUUCCUGAAGUUAGAAAAAUAGGAACAGAAUAAAAAAAA